Dermatophagoides farinae (American house dust mite) is the source of this 2491-nucleotide messenger RNA. RefSeq names its product glycogen [starch] synthase (gene GlyS). Gene Ontology annotation, cellular component: cytoplasm. Gene Ontology annotation, molecular function: alpha-1,4-glucan glucosyltransferase (UDP-glucose donor) activity. Gene Ontology annotation, biological process: glycogen biosynthetic process. Lineage: Eukaryota; Metazoa; Arthropoda; Arachnida; Sarcoptiformes; Pyroglyphidae. The record is from RefSeq and is a predicted model, not a curated record.
UCAACAUCAUCAUUUUCAUUUUUUUUCCGCAUUUCGAGUUUAACAUUCUAAUUUCGUCUUCAUAUUCAUAUAUAGCUUUAUUUAUUUUAGUGCAGUUUUUUUAAAAUAUCAUUUCUAGUUAGUUUUCAUUUAUCAGAAUAUAUAUCUUAAAUUUGUACACCACCGCCAUCCGCCAACAUUCAACAACAACAAUAACAAGGUCUUCCUGUCCUUUAUUGCCAUUGAAUGGUCGUUAUCAUCAUCAUCAUCAGCAUCGUUGUUUUCUUCUGAUUUUAUUCGUUAAAUUAUAAAGUUGUUGAAUAUAUAGUGGAGCUAAAUUAAGUAUUAUGAUGACAUCGAAUUCAUUGAUGAAAUCAACAGAAACCGCUUCGAAUCGAUCAAAUCGUCGAUUUUAUCGUGUAGAUUCAAUACCGACCGGUGAUCAUGGCCUUACAGCUGAACAUGAAAACAAAUGGUGUUUUGAAGUGGCCUGGGAAGUGGUCAAUAAAGUUGGUGGUAUUCAUACCGUAAUUCGUACCAAAGCCCAAACAUCUGUUGAAGAAUUAGGUAAUCGUUAUUUCAUGAUGGGCCCCUAUAUGGAACAAAUGGUUCGAACCGAAGUGGAAAUUGAAGAAGAACCCGUCGAACGAUGUUUUCGUGAAACAAUUAAAAUCUUUCGUGACCAUGGAAUCAAAGUAGUCUUUGGCCAUUGGCUAAUAGAUGGUUAUCCGGCAGUCAUCUUGUUCGAUAUUGAAUCGGCUUCGUUUAAAUUGAAUGAAUGGAAACAUAAUUUUUAUGAAGUCACCCACAUAGGUAUACCACAUCAGGAUCGUGAAUCUAAUGAUGCUUUGAUUCUUGGUUAUUGUGUUACCUGGUUUCUUGAAGAAAUUUACAAACGUAUACAAGAACUUUAUGGAACACCGUUGAUGGUUGCACAAUUUCAUGAAUGGCAAGCCGGUGUCGGUUUGAUAUUAUGUAGAACGCGACAUUUGGAUAUUGCAACUGUUUUCACUACACACGCAACAUUACUUGGGCGAUAUUUGUGUGCAGGAAAUGUUGAUUUCUAUAACAAUCUUGAUAAAUUCCAUUUGGAUCGUGAAGCCGGCAAUCGUCAAAUCUAUCAUCGAUAUUGUAUGGAAAGAGCUGCAUCUCAUUCGGCUCAUGUUUUCACCACUGUUUCGGAUAUAACAGCAAUGGAAUCUGAACAUCUACUCAAGCGAAAACCAUGUCUGAUCACACCAAACGGUUUAAACGUGAAAAAAUUCAGUGCCAUCCAUGAAUUUCAAAAUCUACAUGCAUUAGCCAAAGAAAAAAUUCAUAAAUUUGUACGUGGACAUUUUUAUGGUCAUUAUGAUUUCGAUCUGGAUAAGACAUUAUAUUUUUUCAUCGCUGGUCGAUAUGAAUUUAGUAACAAAGGUGCAGAUUUAUUUAUCGAAUCUUUGGCUCGUCUUAAUCAUUAUCUCAAGUCUAGCCAAAGUGACGUUACUGUGAUUGCUUUCCUAAUAUUUCCCGGAAAAACUAAUAAUUUUAAUGUCGAAUCAUUACGUGGUCAAGCUAUCGCUAAACAAUUACAAGAAACCGUUGAUGAAGUUCAGGAAAAUAUUGGCAAACGUUUGUUUGACAUUCUUUUACAAGGUCGUUUGCCCGGUCCAUCCGAUUUGAUGAAACAGGAGGACAUUGUCGAACUGAAACGUUGCAUUUAUGCUGCUCAUCGAUCAACAUUACCACCAGUCAUCACACAUAAUAUGCAAGAUGAUAGUUCUGAUCUCGUUUUGCAACAUAUUCGCCGUACACAAUUGUUCAAUAAUCGUUCUGAUCGUGUUAAAAUUAUUUUUCAUCCAGAAUUUCUAAGUUCCACUAGUCCAUUGUUCCCAAUUAGCUAUGAUCAAUUUGUUCGGGGCUGUCAUCUGGGCGUUUUUCCUUCUUAUUAUGAGCCAUGGGGCUAUACACCAGCUGAAUGCACUGUAAUGGGCAUACCAUCAAUAACCACCAAUCUUUCCGGUUUCGGUUGUUUCAUACAGGAACAUGUUGCUGAUCCCAUAUCAUACGGAAUCUAUAUUGUCGAUCGUUUACAUAAAAAUCCAGAAGAAAGUGUUCAACAAUUGGCUCAAUACAUGUUUGAUUUUAGUUGUUUAACGAGACGACAACGAAUUAUUCAACGUAAUCGUACUGAACGUUUAUCUGAUCUUUUAGAUUGGAGAAAUCUUGGAAUAUAUUAUCGGAAAGCACGACAAUUGGCACUGCAUAGAAUGCAUCCAGAAAUAAUGACUGAAGAUGGUACUAUAGCUUCAUUUAAUUUUCCGAAACCAAUUUCUGCACCGGCAACACCGGCCUCAUCACGAGCACCAUCACCUGUUUCAUCAGAUGAUGAUGAUGAUAGCGUACAUUCUGAUGUUGAGCGUGAUAUCCUAACAAAUAAUGAUGAUAAUGGUAGUGUCGAAGCUAUUCUGAAUAAAGCAAUAGCUUCAACUCAAGCUUAAAAAGCUAUAAUAAAUAAAAUACUUAUUUUAAA